This is a messenger RNA of Leptopilina heterotoma, 1605 nucleotides long. It is a transcript of the gene Mob4, whose product is annotated as MOB kinase activator-like 4. The coding region runs from base 79 to 744 and encodes 221 amino acids. The record is from RefSeq and is a predicted model, not a curated record. The transcript has 4 exons. Gene Ontology annotation, cellular component: cytoplasm. Lineage: Eukaryota; Metazoa; Arthropoda; Insecta; Hymenoptera; Figitidae.
UAUUAAAUAUCAAUCUUCUAAAUUUUUCCUCUCUAUGCUGGAAAUUAUACUCCUGGGUCAAGUGCAACAACUGGCAAAAUGAAGAUGGCGGAAGGAUCCACAAUUUCAAGAAGGAAUAGGCCCGGAACGAAGGCAAAAGAUUUUUGCAGAUGGCCCGACGAGCCUUUCGAAGAAAUGGACAGCACGUUAGCUGUUCAACAAUAUAUCCAACAAAUGAUAAGAAAAGAUCCUUCAAGUAUCGAUUUAAUUCUUAACAUGCCGGAUGCUCAGGACGAGGGUGUUUGGAAAUACGAACAUCUCAGACAAUUUUGUAUGGAAUUAAAUGGAUUGGCAGUUAGAUUACAGGAGGACUGUAAUCCAAAUGCUUGCACACAAAUGACGGCUACCGAGCAAUGGAUAUUUCUCUGUGCAGCUCAUAAAACACCUAAAGAAUGUCCUGCCAUCGACUAUACACGACAUACAUUGGACGGAGCAGCGUGUUUAUUAAACAGCAAUAAAUAUUUCCCAAGCAGAGUAAGCAUUAAGGAAUCUUCAGUCGCUAAACUUGGAUCCGUUUGCCGUAGAGUGUACAGAAUUUUCUCACACGCUUAUUUCCAUCAUCGAACAAUAUUUGAUGAAUUUGAAAAUGAAACCUUUCUUUGUCGAAGAUUCACGGCUUUUGUAACGAAAUACAACCUCAUGUCGAAAGACAAUUUAAUAGUUCCAAUAAUGGAAGAGGAAGGACCGACCGAAAGUGAGGCAUAAAGAAAAGAAUGUUAUUUAAAAUUGGUCUUAAGAGUCCAAAGAAGCUGACAAAUUUCAUUGAUUCGUUGAAAAAACUGAAUUAUUUAUCCACUCGAUUGCCAAUUUAACUGUUUACUGUAACGAGUGAGAGCUUUUCGGGGAUAAAAUGUCAGUGAGUAAAGCAACAGUCAACUAAAAUACUUUAAUUACAAAAAAAAAAGAGAACACUGUCUAAUUUCAAUGAAUUUAAUUAGACAGAAACGUGGAACAAAGUGUUGAUUUGCACUUGUAUGAUUCACAGUGAAUAUCUUCGCUAAUCAUAAAAAAAUUGAGUUCUUAAACCCAAGUUCUCAAACUUGUAUGUAUAUCUAACUGUAUAUCUACAUUUAUUAAAUUAUGUACAUUUUGUAGGAUUAUAAUUGCGAAAAGAAAACUGUCUUGUAUAUUUAGGGAAAGAAAACAAAAAAAAAUCAGUGGACGAUGUCCCUUUUUAUUAGUUAUGUAAUUAUUCGAGACAAGUUUUUUUUUGACAUGAUUUUCCAGUAAAAAAAUCAUGUAUAAAAAAAAGAUUAUAGAAGCAGCUAUUAAUAAUGAAAUAGGAGGAAAAACAGCUGCUGAAAAUUGUGAACAUUUCAGUAAAAUGAUGAACGAGAUUAAUUGUCGGUACCUGAAAUGCACUUACUAAAAUAGGCAUCGAUCUUUUUACGUUUUAUACAAUGUAACAGACUGACACCAGCGUUACGCGAAACAAAAAAACAUUUCUUUUCCUUCGUCUCUUGUGUAAAACAAAAAAAAAUAGAUACUUCCUUUCACAUUUUAUAUAAGUACAUUAUUAAUAAUUAAAAUAAAGAAAAGAGAAAUUAUUAAACACCAUCAAAAGAA